CGGGGGCGGUCGUGGAGUGCAAAUCGAGGCCCAGGCUUCGAAGGGGCCCUAGGCCGCGUUCAUGUAUAAGGGGGCAGGGCUCUCGCCCGUUCUCCGCCGGCUCGUCCCGUGGCGUUUGAGCGGAGGAGGGCGGGAGCGGCCGCAGAAAUGGGCGUCUGGAUGCUGCUGCUGCUGCUCUGCUGUGGAGCCUCCAGCGCCGCGAGCAUCUACCUGAGCAGCUGGGCCGUGCUCGUCCCUAGCGGCGCCCAAGAGGCCCAGCGCCUGGCCCGCAGGCACGGGCUGCUCUACCUGGGCCAGGUGAUUGCAGGGGAGCCCUACUUCCACCUGAAACACAGGGGCAUGGCUCAGAAAUCUUCAACCAGGCACCGGGGGUGGCAUCUCCGCCUGAAAAGAGACCCUCAGAUCCCGUGGUUUGAACAGCAGGCGCUGAAGAGGCGGACAAAGAGAACGGCCACGAUUGUCCCCACCGAUCCGUGGUUCCAUAAGCAGUGGUACAUGAACAACGAUAUCACUCCAGACCUCAACGUCCUCACCCCAUGGAGCCAGGGCUACACUGGCUUAGGCGUGGUGGUGAGCAUUUUGGACGAUGGGGUGGAGAAGAACCAUCCUGACCUUGAGGCGAACUACGAUCCUCUGGCAAGUUACGACUUUAAUGACAAUGACCCAGACCCUCAGCCACGCUACAACAGGUGGAAUGAGAACAGGCACGGAACACGCUGCGCAGGAGAGGUUGCCGCUGCCGCUAACAACCACGUCUGUGGAGCCGGUAUCGCGUACGGGGCCAAAAUUGGGGGCGUGAGGAUGCUGGAUGGCGACGUGAACGAUAUCGUGGAGGCCCAGUCGUUGAGUCUCCAGCCACAGCACAUCGACAUCUACAGCGCCAGCUGGGGUCCCGAGGAUGACGGGAAGACGGUGGACGGCCCGGGGGUCCUGGCCAGAGAGGCCUUUCACAAGGGGGUAGCCAAUGGACGCGGAGGGCUGGGCUCUGUUUUCGUCUGGGCCUCCGGGAACGGCGGUCUUCGGAAGGACAACUGCAACUGUGACGGCUACACCAACAGCAUCUACACCUUGUCCGUGGGCAGCACCACCGAAAGUGGCCGAGUGCCGUGGUACACCGAGGCCUGUGCCUCCACCCUCACCGCCACCUACAGCAGCGGGGCCAAGGGCGAGAAGCAGAUUGUGACUACAGACCUGCGACACACCUGCACAGGGACUCAUACGGGGACCUCCGCCUCGGCUCCCCUGGCAGCUGGCCUGAUUGCCCUGGCUUUGGAGGCCAACCCAGCUCUGACCUGGAGAGACAUGCAGCACCUGGUGGUAAGAGCUUCCAGCCCAGCUCACCUGCAGGCGAACGACUGGGUCCUGAAUGGAGUGGGGCGCAAAGGUGAGGCUGGGCCCAACCGUUUUCCAGGAAGGGCCAUCGCUUCACGGCUCUCCGUCUCCCAGAACGUCUCAUCCUUUCCCUGCCUCCAGAGGAGAAACCGAGGCAUCCGUUCUUUGGAGCACGUCCAGGUGCAAUUGUGGCUCACUUACAGCCGGAGGGGAGAUCUGGCCAUCUCGCUGACCAGCCCUAUGGGAACCACCUCCACGCUGGUGGAUGUCAGGCCCUACGACACCAGCAGAGAAGGCUACAAGGACUGGUCGUUCAUGUCGACCCACUACUGGGAUGAAGACCCCCAGGGCACCUGGACCCUCCUUCUGGAAAACAAGGGCGAUUCGUAUAACGCAGGGCUCCUCAAGAACUUCGUCUUAAAACUCUACGGCACGGAUGAGGACAUGACGGCCCGACAGGCAGCUCCCUCCGUGGUGACCAAAUGUGAGCGGCACAAUCGUGAUGGGACGUGCCAGGAAUGCCCCAGCCCUCUCCUCGCAGUCCGGCACCUCUGCCUCUCCUACUGUCCGCCCAGGUACUACCGCUUGUCCCAACGGCUCUCCACCCCAACGGGACCCCGCGCCACCAUCGAAGCCUGUGCCGCCUGCGACCCUUCUUGCUACACCUGCCUGGCAGGGUCGGCUCACAACUGCAGCGCCUGCCCGUCCCACAGCACCUACGAGGGGCGCACCCACACCUGUCCGCGCUCCCCCUCCUUCUCCUACCUGCCCCGCAGAGGGCUUUUCGCCUUGGGGGACGCGCGUCUUCUGCUCCUGAUCGUGGCCAUCUUGCUGGGCCUGGGACCCGUGGCCUUUUGUACCUUCUACACUUUGUGUCGCGCACGGCGGCGGAAACAGGUGCGAUCCGACGCCGAAUCCGAGGCCGUCAGCCUGGAACUGCUCUACCUCCACCGUCCCGGGGCCAAGGAGGGCUUGAACAGAGUGUCCUAGAAACCGAGACGGGGCAGGCCGCCCCCUCAUCCUGAAUGACUUGAAACCUUCUCCCCUCUUGUUAUUUAUUUCUCCAAACGGGUUC
Molecule: messenger RNA, 2407 nt
Organism: Pantherophis guttatus
Lineage: Eukaryota; Metazoa; Chordata; Lepidosauria; Squamata; Colubridae
Source: RefSeq, a predicted model, not a curated record